AAUAAUUCAUCUAUUAUGAACGACCUCCUUGUUUGUACAUGCAAACGACCGCUAUUUUACUUGUAAGCUUUCAUUAAGCCAGAAAAAACGUCGCAGAUGGUACUACUGCGGCAAGGAGUUUCCCCUAUAAACUUUGGACAGUUUUGACAUGUGGGUUAACUUCUGUGAUUCGGAAGCAGCGUGAGUUGGACGGCUUGUGGUUGAUGUGACAACUUGUGCAAUCGUAUGUACCUAGAGUUGACAAACAUUUAAUUGAUAGCAACUGUCCUAUAGAAUCGAGGUAGGACUAAGGAGUGCCCAUAACGUUAUUUCUCUUCUUUAUAAGUGUAAGUUAUCGCUAUGGUUGUUAGGCAGUACAAUGAAGAGCUUAAGUAUUUGGAGAAGAUUUCGCCAAGUUGUUGGAAAAUUAAGAAAGGUUUCCAACCAAACAUGAAUGUUGAAGGCGUGUUCUAUGUUAAUAAUCACCUGGAAAAAUUGAUGUUCGAUGAGCUUCGCAAUGCAUGUCGGCCUGGCAUGGUUGGAGGCUUUCUACCUGGUGUAAAACAAAUAGCGAAUGUGGCUGCCUUGCCGGGUAUUGUAGGAAGAUCAGUUGGUCUUCCGGAUGUGCAUUCCGGCUAUGGUUUUGCGAUAGGUAACAUGGCAGCUUUUGAUAUGGGUGAUCCAAAAUCGGUAGUGUCUCCAGGAGGAGUGGGUUUCGAUAUAAACUGUGGUGUGAGGCUCUUGAGGACGAAUCUUCAUGAAAGGGAUGUUCAGCCUGUUAAAGAGCAGUUAGCUCAGAGCAUGUUCGAUCAUAUUCCUGUUGGUGUUGGUUCAAAGGGAAUAAUCCCUAUGAAUGCAAGAGAUAUGGAAGAGGCACUGGAAAUGGGAAUGGAUUGGUCACUUCGUGAAGGUUAUGUAUGGGCUGAAGAUAAAGAACACUGUGAGGAGUACGGCCGCAUGUUGAAUGCUGAUCCAAGUAAAGUCAGCAUGAGAGCAAAGAAGAGAGGACUGCCUCAGCUAGGUACCUUGGGAGCAGGGAAUCACUAUGCUGAGAUACAGGUAGUUGAUGAGAUCUACGAUAAGUGGGCUGCCAGUAAAAUGGGAAUAGAAAUGAAAGGACAGAUAUGUGUCAUGAUCCAUUCAGGAAGCAGAGGCUUUGGGCAUCAGGUUGCUACAGAUGCAUUGGUUGCCAUGGAAAGAGCUAUGAAACGUGAUAACAUUGAGACCAAUGACAGACAGCUAGCAUGUGCACAUAUUAUGUCCCCAGAGGGUCAGGAUUACCUCAAAGCUAUGGCUGCAGCUGCAAAUUUUGCAUGGGUUAACAGGAGCUCAAUGACAUUUCUCAGUCGGCAGGCUUUUGCUAAACAAUUCCGGAUGACACCUGAUGACCUAGAUAUGCAUGUAAUUUAUGAUGUUUCCCACAACAUUGCUAAAGUUGAGGAACAUUAUAUUGAUGGUAAACAGAAGACACUGUUGGUACACAGGAAGGGCUCAACUCGAGCUUUCCCUCCCCACCAUCCACUAAUUCCUGUGGAUUACCAGUUGACAGGACAACCAGUGUUGAUUGGAGGUACCAUGGGGACCUGCAGUUAUGUUUUAACUGGAACUGAACAGGGUAUGCGAGAAACCUUUGGCUCAACCUGCCAUGGUGCCGGUAGAGCCCUUUCUCGGGCGAAGUCACGACGUAACUUGGACUACCAAGAUGUCCUCAAUAAACUAGAAGAAAUGGGUAUCUCAAUUCGUGUUGCUUCUCCAAAAUUGGUCAUGGAAGAGGCACCUGAAUCAUACAAGAAUGUGACUGAUGUUGUUGAUACAUGCCAUGAAGCAGGUAUUAGCAAGAAGUGUAUCAAAUUACGACCAAUUGCUGUUAUUAAAGGCUGACCGCAUACCAGUUUUUCAAAAAAAGUGUCUGAAUACAGUAAAGUAUGUGUUACUGCAUUUAAAAUGCCGCAUUUCAGUAUGUGUGACUGAAAGUAAAACAUCAUCUGUAAUGAAGAUGCAAGAAUUGUUUUGAACUUUAAGUUAUUCUGUACUUACCCACUGAUAAAUUGUGUUAACCAAACUGGAAAAUUUUAUUUUCUUAUCCCAUUAACUAUAUUUUGUAAACUAUCGAUAUCUGAGUUUUCAGUCUUUUACCUUCUGAUUCCUUAAAUGUGAAAUAGAAUCCUCAUGUAAGGUUUUUUUUUUCCCCACCACAAAUGCUGUUGCAGAAGACUUCCUAACAAAGUUUCAUAGUUAGACAAAAAAGGUUAUACUUUCCCUAAAAUGAAAAGCCAUGCUACUUACUUGUGUUUAAAAUGUUGGUAAGUGUCCUUGUCAAGACUGUAUUAGUUAACAGACCUUGAGAAAAUCUAAGAAGUUAAAGAAGAAAGAUAUUUCUUUGUUAUGUUACUAUACAUAUCACAGUGCUCCCAACUGUGUAGUGUGGGAGAAUGUUGUAGAUCACACUGUGAAAUGUAAGACACUUCUUGAUGUUUCAA
This is a messenger RNA of Schistocerca gregaria, 2459 nucleotides long. It is a transcript of the gene RtcB, whose product is annotated as RNA-splicing ligase RtcB homolog. The coding region runs from base 340 to 1860 and encodes 506 amino acids. Gene Ontology annotation, molecular function: RNA ligase (ATP) activity. The record is from RefSeq and is a predicted model, not a curated record. Gene Ontology annotation, biological process: tRNA splicing, via endonucleolytic cleavage and ligation. Gene Ontology annotation, cellular component: tRNA-splicing ligase complex; nucleus. Lineage: Eukaryota; Metazoa; Arthropoda; Insecta; Orthoptera; Acrididae. The transcript has 9 exons.